CGGGUGCCCACCCCCUUAAAGGGGCAGCUACUCCCUCUUGACCGUGUCUGUGGAGACGGCGAUCGUGAGAGGGGAUCGGGCGGCUCGGGGUGUCCCCGUGACCGGACCCGGUCCCGGUCCCUGUCCCUGCACCAGAGGCGGCCCCGCCGCCUGCGAAGGGAUGCGGGGAAGCCGCGUCGCUGACCACCCUUCGCCACCCGGCGCCGGAGAGCCGGUCCCAGGAUGUGCGGCGUCCGGAGCAUCCAGCUGAAAAUGUGUAUCUAAAAUGCAAGCUCAGCUUAGCAGAAAUCUUUGGCCUGCCUUGCCCUGUCGUCUAAAAUCGGAUCAUGAAGGUAUUGGAAAAAAAUUACUUCUGGAUGUUGCUCCCAUUGCUUCAUUUGAUAGCAAAUGCUGCGGAACAUGAAGGGGUAGCGAAACACGCCAUCAAGUUACACCGCGGCAAAGGGGCAGCCACCACGCAGAGGAAGCAGUGGCUCCUAGACAGCUGCAGAAAGCUCUCCGGGCUUCUUCGCCAGAAGACCGUGGUUCUCAACAAGCUGAAAAACGCAAUCAGAGCGGUGGAGAAAGACGCGGGCCUGUCUGACGAAGAGAAGCUGUUCCAGGUGCACACAUUUGAAAUCUUUCAAAAAGAGCUGAAUGAAAGUGAAAAUUCCGUCUUUCAGGCCAUCUAUGGGCUCCAAAGAGCCCUGCAGGGAGAUUACAAAGACGUGGUGAACAUGAAAGAGAGCAGCCGGCAGCGCCUGGAGGCCUUGAGAGAGGCUGCCAUAAAGGAAGAGACAGAAUAUGUGGAACUUCUGGCAGCAGAAAAACAUCAAGUUGAAGCCCUUAAAAAUAUGCAACAUCAAAACAAAAGUUUAUCCAUGCUUGAUGAAAUUCUUGAAGAUGUAAGAAAGGCAGCUGAUCGUUUAGAGGAGGAAAUAGAAGAACAUGCUUUUGAUGACAAUAAAUCAGUCAAAGGGGUCAAUUUUGAGGCAGUGCUGAGGGUGGAGGAAGAAGAGGCCAACUCCAAGCAAAAUCGCACAAAACAGGAAGUGGAGGAUGACUUAGGUCUUAGCAUGCUGAUUGACUCCCAGAACAACCAGUAUAUUUUGACCAAGCCCAGAGAUUCAACAAUCCCACGUGCCGAUCACCACUUCAUAAAGGACAUUGUUACCAUAGGAAUGUUGUCUUUACCCUGUGGCUGGCUAUGCACAACAAUAGGAUUGCCUACAAUGUUUGGCUAUAUUAUUUGUGGUGUUCUUCUGGGACCUUCAGGACUAAAUAGUAUUAAGUCUAUUGUGCAAGUGGAGACAUUAGGAGAAUUUGGUGUGUUUUUCACUCUUUUUCUUGUUGGCUUAGAAUUUUCCCCAGAAAAGCUGAGAAAGGUAUGGAAGAUAUCCUUACAAGGACCAUGUUAUAUGACACUAUUAAUGAUUGCAUUUGGCUUACUAUGGGGACACCUUUUACAGAUCAGACCCACUCAGAGCGUUUUCAUUUCUACUUGUUUGUCUUUAUCAAGCACACCCUUAGUAUCCAGAUUCCUCGUGGGCAGUGCCCGGGGUGAAAAAGAAGCAGGUGACCUUGACUAUAGUGCUGUGUUGCUUGGAAUGCUGGUGAUGCAGGAUGUACAGCUGGGGUUAUUCAUAGCUGUCAUGCCAACUCUUAUCCAAGCAGGAGCCAGUACAUACUCUAGCAUUGUCAUGGAAAUACUACGAAUACUGCUUUUGAUUGGUCAGAUUCUUUUUUCGCUGGCUGCUGUUUUUCUGUUAUGUCUUGUUAUAAAGACUUACCUUAUAGGACCAUAUUAUCGAAAGCUACAUAUGGAAAGCAAAGGGAACAAAGAAAUCCUUAUCUUAGGAAUCUCGGCUUUCAUCUUUUUAAUGUUAACGGUCACAGAGCUGCUGGAUGUCUCCAUGGAGCUGGGCUGCUUUCUGGCCGGAGCGCUCAUCUCUUCCCAAGGCCACAUGGUCACCGAGGAGAUUGUGUCUUACAUCGAGCCGAUUCGCGACUUCCUGGCUAUCAUUUUCUUUGCAUCCAUAGGCCUCCACGUGUUUCCCACUUUCGUGGUGUACGAGCUCACCAUCCUGAUGGUCCUCACGUUGGCAGUGGUGAUCAUGAAGUUUGUUCUGGCAGCUCUGGUCUUGUCUCUCCUCUUGCCGAAAACCAGCCAGUACAUCAAGUGGAUCGUGGCCGCGGGGCUGGCCCAAGUCAGCGAGUUCUCCUUUGUCCUGGGGAGCAGAGCGCGCAGAGCCGGCAUCAUUUCUCGGGAGGUGUACCUCCUGAUCCUGAGCGUGACCACGCUCAGCCUCUUGCUGGCCCCGGUGCUGUGGAGAGCUGCAAUCACAAAGUGCGCGCCACGACCAGACCGGCGUUCAAGUCUCUGAGGGCAUCAAGACGAUCAGCAGCUUUGCAAAGCGAAGCCUGUGUGCAGGGAAGCCUGAUACUUAGACAGUUCUGUGACUGCACUUUGGGGAGCAAAAUAUGCUACUAAGGAGUGGGGUGUCUUAUUUGCCCAGCUUUCCAAUCUAUUGCUGCCAUAUUUUAGAAUCUUCCAGAGUAAUUUAUUGCGUUCAAUUGAUCAUGCACAAUAUAAACAUUACGCUGCAUUUUAUAAGUCGCCUUGACUAUUUUGCCUGGAUGUGCCUUUUUUUCGGAAAUUAAUGUUAACUUUCUAUUGUUAUUUUAUCAGUUCAUAAUACCUUGGUAAAAAAAAAAAUUAGAAAGCUUUUUUAUUUAUUGUACAACUUCGGUGUUGUAAUCUGUUGGUCAGUAUUUGUUAUUAAAACAUUUCUGUGAUGUGACGUUUUAAUUCUGGCAAUGUGUUUGAAAAGUUGCUUUUAAUCCUUAAAGCCUAUGUUUUCUAAAAUGAAAUGUGUUUGUUUUUUUAUUAUAACAAUUUUAAAUAAAACACUUUCAUGUCAGUUUUUA
Pipistrellus kuhlii (Kuhl's pipistrelle) is the source of this 2907-nucleotide messenger RNA. It is a transcript of the gene SLC9D1, whose product is annotated as transmembrane and coiled-coil domains 3. Bases 327 to 2363 code for a protein of 678 amino acids. Gene Ontology annotation, biological process: potassium ion transmembrane transport; proton transmembrane transport. Gene Ontology annotation, molecular function: potassium:proton antiporter activity. Lineage: Eukaryota; Metazoa; Chordata; Mammalia; Chiroptera; Vespertilionidae. Gene Ontology annotation, cellular component: membrane. The record is from RefSeq and is a predicted model, not a curated record. The transcript is spliced from 13 exons.